GAUCCCGCGCCAGACACGAUAGUACCUCUUCGUACCUCAUCACCUACCAUUCGGUUUGGGAACAUACUUGAACAACGCAAACAUGUCUGACAACGAGCUUGACGCGGAGCUGCUCGGCAUGGUGGGCGGAGAGUCUGACGACGAGGGCGAAGGAGAAGUCAACCAGACGCAGGCGUACGACGAGCGCUCGCCCAGCCAGGAAGCCAAGCAGAGCGUGGAGAAGGUCGAAGAUGCGAACAAGCGCACCAAGGGCAUAGCGCAGAAGGUCAAGGGCCGUAGAAAGCGGGCUCGAAAGCAGGAGAGUGAGGAAGAAGACGACCUUGGCUCACCCUCUCCGGCAGCCUCACUCGCCUCUCAAGCCAUGGACGAAUCGGACGGCGAAAUGGACGCCCCGAGCUCGCAAGUCGACGAUGAUGCGCCGCUCUUCCCACUCGAGGGAAAGUACCUCUCCGCCCAGGACAAGUCCGACAUCCUGGCCAUGACCGAAGUCGAACGCGAAGAAGUUCUAGCGGACCGCGCCCAGCAGCUCGUUAAGCGCCAACAAGACCUGCAACUCAAGAAAGCACUCGCAGCAACUAAGGCCGCAGCCAGCAAGCACAGGAAGCGAUCAGCAGCCACCGCCGAGCUCGAAGACGGUGGCCGCAGAACCCGACCCAAGGCCGAGAAGACCAAGACUGCACUUGACGACUACAAGCGAGCCCGCGAACUUAAGGGCACAGAGCGUGGCAGACUUGAAGCGGAGCGCAGCAGCAGACGUGAUGAGCGGCGUUCGCCUUCGGGAGCUUCGGAGCGCGAUGCUGAGGGCGAGGAGGAAGAAGUCGAGUUCGCUGAGCCUUAUGACAGUCGUCGUCGCGACGAGCCACUGGCCGAAAAGAAGGACUUCGACCGGUGCCGCAUCGGUCGUACCGCUUUCGCCAAGGUGUGCUUUUAUCCAGGCUUCGAGGAUGCCGUCAAGGGAUGCUAUGCGCGUGUCAGCAUUGGCUUGGACAGGCAUACCGGUCAGAACACGUACCGCAUGACGCAGAUCAAAGGCUUUACGGAAGGCAAACCCUACCAAAUGGAAGCCCCCAACGGCAAGCACUUCAACACCGACGUCUACGCAGUUGUCGCCCAUGGCGCCGCGGAGAAACCUUGGCCGUUCUCCGCCUGCAGCGACAGCCACUUCACCGACCAGGAAUACGACCGCUACAUUGACACCCUCAAGAAGGACAACAUCCGCACUCCACUGAAGAAGCACCUCAGUGCCCGCCUUGACGCCAUUCACGGUCUGCUGAACAUGGAUUGGACGGACGAGCGCAUUACGCAGAAACUCGCAAACCAGCGCGCCAUGGAGAAGAAGCUUGAUCCUGCCAACGCCGCCGUCAUCAAACUCGAGAAGAUCAAGCAGCGGAGACUCAAAGCUGAGCAAGAUGGCGAUUCGGAGGAAGUUGCACGUUGCGAUGCCGAGGUCGCCGCGCUGGAGAACGCGACGCAGAGUAUGACCAACGGGCACGGCAACGCCAACGGCACCGUCAAGCCCAGCCCGAAGAAGAACAAUGCGCCGAUGUCGCAACAGGAUCGCCUCGCGCAGAUCAAUAUGAAGAACCGCAGCAAGACGACUGAGGAAGUGCGCAAGGCGCUUAUCGAAGAGCGGCGGAAGUUGCAGGCUGCGCGCGAGAAGGCUGCGGCCGAGGCGAAGGAAGCCAAGGCGAAGAAGGAGGCAGAGGAGAAGGCUAAGCUGCUUCUUGCUGUCCCCAAAGGCGAGAUGGACGAUCUGUUCGGCAGCGAUGUUUCGAGGGCGGCCAGUCCGGCGCCGAGUCGACGUAGUCGUACGGGAACGCCGGUGAAUGGGGGUGUGAAGAGGGAGAAGAGUGGUGGUGGUUUGUUGGGGGCGAUUCGGAAGAAGGCGUUGGACGAUGAGGUUAUUGGGAGUAUGGAUCUGGGGAUUGAUAUUGAGAUCUGAGGGUCGUGAUCGCGGAAGUGGGCUUGCCGAGGGCAGGGGGGAAGGCGGACAGGAUGAUGAACGAUGAGUUUGACCUGCUUUGGAGGACAGGACUGGGUAUGGAGAAUGGGCCUUUCAUUAGUAUACGCUCGCCUAGUGCUGACUCGGCUGGGUUGCUUGGCCUUGAUGUUGUUGUGGCAUUCACUAUACCUUGCAGCGUCUACAGCG
Baudoinia panamericana UAMH 10762 is the source of this 2149-nucleotide messenger RNA. RefSeq lists its product as uncharacterized. The transcript is spliced from 3 exons. The coding region runs from base 83 to 1942 and encodes 619 amino acids. NCBI's taxonomy places the organism in Eukaryota, Fungi, Ascomycota, Dothideomycetes, Mycosphaerellales, Teratosphaeriaceae. Gene Ontology annotation, molecular function: RNA polymerase II C-terminal domain phosphoserine binding; DNA binding. The record is from RefSeq and is a predicted model, not a curated record. Gene Ontology annotation, cellular component: Cdc73/Paf1 complex.